GGCUCUUAGCCGAAGUCUCGCGAGGGCGGCAGGAGGCACUUCCGGUACUUGCGCAGGCAGCGCGUCAGUUCGUUUACUGUGCCGGGGCUGUGUAGCUGCCCCGCCCCCGGUCCGGUUGUAUUGGGGCUUCCUGUAGCCGCAGCCCGGUCAACCCCCAACUCCCUCAGCCACGCUCGGACCCCGGGUCCCUUCUCAGGGCUCCCUCUUUGCCUCCGCCCCCACCCCCACCCCCGUGUUCUUGGGUGUGACUACUUCAGACCAUCUCCCACGGCAGGAUGGGGGACAACACCAGCCCCAUCAGCGUGAUUCUGGUGAGCUCAGGGAGCAGGGGCAAUAAGCUGCUGUUCAGAUACCCCUUCCAGAGAAGCCAGGAGCACCCAGCGUCCCAGACAAAUAAGCCGAGUAGCAGAUAUGCUGUUAACAGCACAGGCGACCACUCUGAGGACCAGGACGGGGACUCCAGGUUUUCAGAUGUUAUUCUGGCAACAAUUUUGGCAACCAAGUCUGAAAUGUGUGGCCAAAAAUUUGAACUGAAGAUAGAUAACGUGCGGUUUGUUGGGCACCCAACGCUGCUGCAGCAUGCUCUGGGGCAGGUAUCCAAAACAGAUCCGUCCCCAAAGAGAGAGACGCCCACAAUGAUUCUUUUUAAUGUGGUAUUUGCUCUGAGGGCCAACGCAGACCCGUCGGUCAUCAGCUGUCUGCACACCCUCUCACGGCGCAUCGCCGUGGUGCUGCAGCAUGAGGAGAGGCGCUGCCAGUACCUUACCCACGAGGCCAAGCUGAUCCUGGCACUGCAGGACGAGGUCUCUGCCAUGUCUGACGCAAACGAAGGCCCUCAGUCCCCCUUCCAUCACAUCCUGCCCAAGUGCAAGUUGGCCAGGGACCUCAAGGAAGCAUAUGACAGCCUCUGCUCCUCGGGCGUGGUGCAGCUCCACAUCAACAACUGGCUGGAGGUGAGCUUCUGCCUGCCCCACAAAAUCCACUAUGUGGCUGCGAGCCUCAUCCCACCUGAAGCCAUCGAGCGGAGCCUCAAGGCCAUCCGCCCCUACCACGCCCUGCUGCUGCUCAGCGAUGAGAAGUCCCUGCUGGCUCAGCUGCCCGUCGACUGCUCCCCGGCCCUGGUGCGCGUGAUCAAGACCACCACGGCCGUGAAGAACCUGCAGCAACUGGCCCAGGAUGCUGACCUGGCAUUGCUGCAGGUGUUCCAGCUUGCAGCCCACCUGGUGUACUGGGGCAAGGCCAUCAUCAUCUACCCGCUGUGUGAGAACAACGUCUACAUGCUGUCACCCAACGCCAGUGUGUGUCUGUACUCUCCACUAGCCGAACAGUUCUCUCGCCAGUUCCCGUCGCACGACCUGCCGUCCGUUCUCGCCAAGUUUUCCUUGCCUGUCUCUUUAUCGGAAUUCAGGAGCCCCCUGGCCUCCCCAGUGCCGGAGACACAGCUCAUCCAGAUGGUGGUGUGGAUGCUGCAGCGCCGGCUCCUCGUCCAGCUGCACACCUACGUCUGCCUGAUGGCCGCGCCCCAUGAGGAAGAGGCCCGGCCCCAAGAAGAAGAUCUGCCCCUUGCUGCCCGUGUUGGGGGCCGGAGCUUCAGCACACCCAACGCCCUCAGCUUUGGCUCCCCAACCAGCAGUGAUGACAUGACCCUCACCAGCCCCAGCAUGGACAACUCUAGUGCUGAGUUGCUCCCCAGUGGGGACUCACCACUCAACAAGAGGAUGACAGAGAACCUGCUGGCCAGCCUAUCGGAGCAUGAGCGUGAGGCCAUCCUCAGCGUGCCCGCUGCCCAGAACCCCGAAGACCUGCGUAUGUUCGCCAGGCUGCUACACUACUUCCGGGGCCGCCACCACCUGGAGGAGAUCAUGUACAACGAGAACACGCGGCGCUCCCAGCUGCUUAUGCUCUUUGACAAGUUCCGAAGCGUGCUGGUGGUGACCACCCAUGAGGACCCCAUCAUUGCCGUCUUCCAGGCGCUAUUGCAGUGAGCCCCAGCUCACCAGGCCCUGAGGCACAACAGUGGCGGGGCCAGCAGUCUCUGAUGGCCCCAGUGUACUUCCCUCAGACCUCCUCCCUCUUCCCGACUGCUCCCAGCCUCUGUGUUUCCCCCAACAAGGCAGGAACACCUUACCUGUCACUCCUCCCUCCACGGCUGCCCUUUGUGGCCCUGCCUCUGCCUGUCCUGCUGAGAACCUCCACACUUGCAUGCUAGGGCCUGAGCUGUCAUCUCUGCAGGUCCCUGCAGGACAGGCAGGGGUGGGGGGGUCCUCCACAGCAGGGCUGACAGGAGCAUCCAAGCCAGGCCCCCCAUGCACAGGACCCCUGCCCUUUCUGUCAGUGAGCAGGGCUGGCUGCAGACUGUGCUGACACUGAGGGACUCCAGCCAGGACUCAGACACCAGUGUUCUAGAAACAAAAGGAUUUAUUUGGUUCCUAAAGAAUUAAAAGCCUGUUGGAGCAGACCCUUGGCUCAGGCCUGCAUCUGCUCGGCUGCCCUGUCCACCAUACUGACAAAGGGGUUGCCCUGCACGUAGAAGCGUAGGAGCUUCUGAGCCCACUCCCCCUUGCAGCCGAUACCCACCCGGGUUGCAGCCACCACAACUGGCUCAGGUCCUGGGGGGCCGCGCUCCAUCCACAUGGCCCCAUCUGUGGCCAGGUCCCGCUGGUCAAAGCUCUUGUCAAUGGCCAGGGCCUGGCACAGCUUGGAGGGGCCGCUGCAGAGCUCGUGAUCCUUGAAGGCCCGGCCAGAGGCACCCUUGCUGAGGGUGCUACGGAGCCGCCGCAUGGUCUCCAGGCCCUCCAGGGGCUCUAGCGCUCGCAGCAGGACACAUGCCCCAUCCCCUGCAGGAUAGAUGGACAGGCUGGACAGGAAGCCUCCCAGGGCUCCUGCUCCCCCCAGACCCCCGUGCAUGUCUGUUGCUGCAGGAGGAUGCAGCUGCCUCCCAUGUGGGAGGAGGGAGGGUUCCUCAUCUUUAGACCCCUUGGCCCAACUCCUCUUACUCCAAGCCUACACCCACUGACUGGCCCGCCCUGGACCCCACUGUGGAGAACCUGUGAAAACACACCUGGUGGGGGCGGUGUCUGGCAUUGGGCCUCCUUCCUCCUGGGCCUUCCCCUGGUCUGGGAUCAGCAGCUACCAAAGAAGUCCCAGAGCCUACUCCCACCCCUGGCUGGCCCAGGCUCCCUGCCAGGCUCCACAGAUCCCUGCCCACCGUACACACCUGAAUCCAUGCUGGGCACUUGGGAAGCUGGCUGGGGCAGCCACUGCCCUGUGGUUCCAGAGGGUGGGAGGCCCACAUAGUGACCC
Messenger RNA from Loxodonta africana (African savanna elephant), 3303 nucleotides. It is a transcript of the gene NPRL3, whose product is annotated as NPR3 like, GATOR1 complex subunit. Gene Ontology annotation, biological process: negative regulation of TORC1 signaling; cellular response to amino acid starvation; positive regulation of autophagy. Gene Ontology annotation, cellular component: GATOR1 complex. The coding region runs from base 276 to 1985 and encodes 569 amino acids. The transcript has 13 exons. The record is from RefSeq and is a predicted model, not a curated record. NCBI's taxonomy places the organism in Eukaryota, Metazoa, Chordata, Mammalia, Proboscidea, Elephantidae.